Messenger RNA from Gekko japonicus, 1752 nucleotides. It is a transcript of the gene RHPN1, whose product is annotated as rhophilin, Rho GTPase binding protein 1. Gene Ontology annotation, biological process: negative regulation of stress fiber assembly. Lineage: Eukaryota; Metazoa; Chordata; Lepidosauria; Squamata; Gekkonidae. The annotation marks the transcript as partial. Gene Ontology annotation, molecular function: protein binding. The transcript is spliced from 13 exons. The record is from RefSeq and is a predicted model, not a curated record.
GGCUGCGACCCAUUGGCCCAGACGCAGAGGAGCAAGUUGCAGCAUCGCCGGGCGCGAAUUAACCAGCAGAUCAACAAGGAGAUGAGGAUGCGUGCGGGCGCAGAAAACCUGUUCAGUGACUCCAUCAGUGUUCCCAUGAUCCCCCUGGGGCUGAAGGAGACCAAGGAACUGGAUCUAGCAGGACCCUUGCAGGAGAUGAUCCGGGACCACUAUGGCGAGGACGGUGCCUUGUACGAGGCUGAGAUCAAAGAGUUUGUGGAGCUGCGGCAAGCCAUGCGAACACCUAGCCGAAAUGAGGCAGGCCUGGAGCUGCUCAGGGAAUACUACAGUCAACUUUACUUCCUGGACAACCGUUUCUUCCCCCCCAAUAAGAACUUGGGGGUCUUCUUUCACUGGUAUGACUCGCUGACCGGGGUCCCUUCACACCAGCGAGCGCUGGCCUUCGAGAAGGGGAGCGUCCUCUUCAACAUCGGAGCACUGCACACCCAGAUUGGAGCACGGCAGGAUCGUACCACCUUGCAGGGCGUGGACUGCGCCAUCGAUGCGUUCCAGAAGGCAGCUGGAGCCUUCAACUACCUGAAGGAGAACUUCUCCAACGCUCCCAGCCUGGACAUGAGCGCCCCGUCCUUGAACAUGCUGGUGCACCUGAUGAUCGCGCAAGUGCAGGAGUGCGUCUUUGAGAAGGCCCUCCUCCUCCGGGCCCAGAGCGACUUCCUCACCUGCCUGCAGCUGGCGCAGGAAGCUGCCAGGGUGGACGAGGUGUACUCUCUGGUGUAUCAGACCACGACCCAGCCCCACAUGAAGGACUACGUCCCGUUCUCAUGGACCACCAUGGUGCACGUCAAGGCGGAGCACUUCAAGGCCCUCUCCCACUACUACGCUACCAUCGCCCUUUGCGACUGCCCACCUGCGUCCGAAGUGGAUCUCCCAGACCACGAGAAAGCGUUCCUCCAGUUCCACGUCAGCGAGCCGGAGGGGCCGGCCCCCUGCCAGCUUUUACAAGACCCAGAGGAGCGAAGGAAACUGGGGAAGGCGCACCUGAAGAAGGCCAUCAUGAGGCACGAGGAGGCCAUGCGGCUGCACGGCCUGUGCAAGAUCCUGCGGAAGAUGGACAUCCUCCAGGAGGUGCUCUGCUUCGCCCACAAGCGCUCCCUCAGCAAGUACGCGGAGAUCGACCACGAGGAAGACUUCUUCGAGACCGUGGAUGCUCCCGAUGUCCACCCCAAAACGCAUCAGAGACCAGAAAUCAAAUCCCCCAACUUCUCCAAGGUGAAGGUGACGGACAUCUUCCAUAGACUGGGUCCUCUUUCCGUGUUCUCUGCCAAGAACAAGUGGCACCCCCCUCGAACAGUUCGCCUGGUCCGAGGCGAAAACGGCUUUGGGUUCACCCUCCGAGGGGAUUCCCCGGUCCUCAUCGCCGGGGUUGUCGCUGGAAGCUGUGCAGCGGUGAGUGGCGGAUCUUGGCCUCGUGAAGGCGCUGGGUCUGGUUUGUUCUUCCUAAAACGAUGCCUGGGCAAGAACCUGGAUCUACAGCAAGAACCCUACAGCUUCUAUCAAACACAGGCGGACAAGAAGUCGUCGGCGAUGUCUUCCGGCGCCGGCAGCCCCCUGAAGGGCAACAAGGAGAACCGGCGGAAGAGCCUGCUGCCGGGGAAGGGGGCCAGCACCCUCCUGGCCUGGGGCCGGCGGAGCAAGCGCAGCACCUUCGGCCGCCCCUUCGCCGCCGUGGGGGACAACGAGCAGGCCCGCUGA